This is a messenger RNA of Aspergillus affinis, 1362 nucleotides long. Its product is annotated as phosphotransferase family protein. The transcript has 2 exons. Lineage: Eukaryota; Fungi; Ascomycota; Eurotiomycetes; Eurotiales; Aspergillaceae. The coding region runs from base 1 to 1362 and encodes 453 amino acids. The record is from RefSeq and is a predicted model, not a curated record. Gene Ontology annotation, cellular component: mitochondrion.
AUGCUUGAUGGUACUGAAGUCCUUGCCCGAUUGCCAUACCCCUCAACAGAACCAGGGCGAUUGGUAGUCGCUAGCGAGGUGGCGACCUUGGCGCUCCUUCGGGCUCAUAGUCUUCCUGUGCCUCGUGUGCAUGCAUACUCUACAGAUGCUAAAAAUCCUGUUGGCUCAGAGUAUAUCAUCAUGGAGAAGGUACCAGGAAGACCACUUGGUGAUCAGUGGUUCGAGUUAUCUGAUCGAGAACGUCUCAAAUUGCUUCUGCAGCUUGUACAGCUAGAAGCAAAGGUUCAUGCUAUCGAACUUCCUGCGAGCAGAAGCAUAUACUAUCCCAACGACCUACCAUCGGACUCACCGCGCAUUCUCAUCCCAGACUCAGAUUUCUGCAUCGGCCCUAAUGCCGCUCUCGAAUGGUGGUUUGCAGAGCGUGCCUCGCUCCGUAUUGACCGCGGUCCUUGUGAGGACCCUAUCGAUGUUCUCCGAAACCCUGCGCUGAAAGAACUGGCCUGGCUGCGCGCGUAUGGCCGACCGCGAUUCCCGUUUCAGCGUGCAUAUCGCGAAUCUAUAGAUUACCGAUUGUCUGACCCCGAUGAGCAUAUUGUCUCGCUAGAAUCCUUCCUCAAGAUUGCUCCUGAACUGCUCCCGUCGAAUGAAUUUUUACGGCCUGUUCUUCGCCACCCUGAUCGUCAGCCGAAUAACAUUUUUGUCUCGGAUAAUCUUGACAUUGUCGGAUUAAUUGACUGGCAACACGCAUCUGUGCUGCCACUCUUUCUCGCCGCAGGGAUCCCGAAAUCCUUUCAGAACUUCGACGACCCUGAAUCCCUUGAAUUUCGCCAGCCUCCUAGACCAGAUUUAAGCGACAUGGACGAGGACGAAAAGAUCGACGCUCUUCAUGAUUUUCAGCGUCGUCAUACCCACUUUUUCUAUUUAGCCUUCACGCAGCUUUUCAAUGACCCUCACUUCCGCGCCAUGGAUCAGCCUACGAACAUGCUUACGCGCCGGAUUUUUAACCAUGCGAGUGAGCCCUGGGAGGGGAAUAACAUCCAACUCCAGGCCGACCUUGUUCUUAUCAAUAAAACCUGGCACAACUAUUCAACCGACCCGUGUCCGAUAUCAUUCUCUACGACCAAGUCUGAUUCCAUCAUGCACUUACAAAGCAUGCAGGAAGAGGUCGAUAUCCAACUCAAACAUAUUCGCAAUGCCAUUGGCAUAAGUAUGGACGGUUGGACCCCCCUGGAAGAAUAUGAAGCUGCUUGUGCCCGUGCUUGUCAGGUGAAAAUCGAUGGCCUUGCAUCCCUUGGCAUAGACCAUGAGCGCGAAAUGACGAAACGACACUGGCCGUUUGAUGAUCACAACGAGGACGAGUAG